UCUCGCGAGAGGAGUCCGACCGAAGUUUCCCCCCUAUUCUAUCCACUAGAGCGGCGUUUCCACCGGUCCACGGUUGAAAUGAAGGCUGUAAUCCUCGCCGCCGGGUACGGGACCAGGCUCCAGCGGGACGUAGUAGCCGACAGCAGCGGGAGGUUCGCUCACCUGGCGGGCACUGCCAAGCCGCUGCUCCCGGUGGGACCCUGCCCCCUAAUAUCCCACUGGGUCCACGCGCUGACCGCCUCGGGCUCCGUGGACGGCAUAUAUGUUGUUACCAACGCUCUUCACCACGCUGCAUUUGAAGAGUGGGCGUCCCAGUUCCCAAAUGUCGAGAUUCUCAGCGAUCAGACCAGAAGCAACGAUGGCCGUCUCGGUGCUGUGGCCUGCCUGCAACUGGCUGUAAACCACUUCCACAUAGAAGACCACGUCUUAGUGAUUGGGGGGCCCUCCUAUUGUCCCUGUUUCUACGUGUUUUCAAAGAAAAGCCUUCCUCUGUUGGAUGCCUUCCUCGAGGAAAAGAAGGAGGCUCUUAUUGAUGAGAAAGACGCCCCAGGAAACUUUGUCUCUUGGCUCAUUCCCAGGAAGCCGGUGUACAUUCAUCAGAUUUCGGGGCGCUUCGACGUUGGAAACCUGCCGUCCUAUAUCGAAUGUGAUCUCUACUUCAGAGAAAAUCUUCAAGAUGGUGGCUCUUACAUGGUCUAGAGGGAACCCCGUAUUUAUUACACCACGCUAAAACCUGAUCCAAGACCAGCACAAAACCAAUGGCCAAAUUCAAGAGACUGUAACUGUAAAUUAGCCUUUAAAUGAUGUUUGUAAUUUCAUAAUGAAAAUUUUAUAAUUU
Etheostoma cragini (Arkansas darter) is the source of this 838-nucleotide messenger RNA. RefSeq lists its product as uncharacterized. The transcript has 7 exons. NCBI's taxonomy places the organism in Eukaryota, Metazoa, Chordata, Actinopteri, Perciformes, Percidae. The coding region runs from base 79 to 699 and encodes 206 amino acids. The record is from RefSeq and is a predicted model, not a curated record.